AUGACCUACGACACACUGCGUUUCCGUCUCCAAAGGGCAGUCUACCUGCUCGCCUCAACCUCACCGCACACGCCCUUCACCAAAGAAAUUUACCCUUCUGGGAACGCACCGAGGUCACCACCCAAACUUGCAAUCGUGGCGAAUGUUAUUUGCGGCAAGACGAAUCACGAUUGCAUCUCAUGUCCGUGGCCGUGUCCCCGACGGCCACAAAGCGGUCACGGAUGGCGACGUAGCAGACCGUUGCUAGGUACUGACCAUGGAGCAAUAUGUCUGCAUUGCUGUUCGCUCUACACGACGUCCACUCCAUCUGCAUCCAGUGCUCAAUGGGGAAAAGCGUGUUCGACUUCAUUGCCAUAUCUCACCCUCGAUUGGGACGGUUCUUGUGAGUCAGGCACGGCAAACCUUAUACAAGAUUCCUUCACACUGGCUGGCCUUUUCAAGUACUCGCAAAUGGGCUGUGCCACUUCCACCAAGCUCAGAGUACCCCCCUGGUUACGACUUUCGCCACCCACAAUCGUUCCUCCCGUCCCACAUGGCGUGGGCGUCGUUCAUCCAAACUCCGAACUCCUCUCCGCCGCUACGGUACCAUGA
Plenodomus lingam JN3 is the source of this 591-nucleotide messenger RNA. The record is from RefSeq and is a predicted model, not a curated record. Lineage: Eukaryota; Fungi; Ascomycota; Dothideomycetes; Pleosporales; Leptosphaeriaceae.